Molecule: messenger RNA, 780 nt
Organism: Fukomys damarensis (Damara mole-rat)
Lineage: Eukaryota; Metazoa; Chordata; Mammalia; Rodentia; Bathyergidae
Product: glutathione S-transferase A-like
Exons: 8
Coding region: 1-780 (259 amino acids)
Biological process (GO): glutathione metabolic process; xenobiotic metabolic process
Cellular component (GO): extracellular exosome; cytosol
Molecular function (GO): glutathione transferase activity
Source: RefSeq, a predicted model, not a curated record
AUGGUGGGGAAGCCAGUGCUUCACUACGUCAAUGUUGGUGGCAGGAUGGAGUCUAUCCAGUGGCUCUUGGCUGCAGCUGGAGUAGAAUUUGAAGAGAAGUUUGUAAUGUGUCCAGAUGAUUCUGAAAAGUUAAAAAAGGAUGGGAUUUUGAUGUUCCAGCAAGUACCAGUGAUGGAGAUGUAUGGAAUGAAGCUGGGGCAAACCAGAGCCAUUCUCAAAUGCAUUGCCACCAAAUACAACCACUGUGGGAAAGAUAUAAAGGAGAGAUUCCUUAUACAUACAUACACAGAAAGCAUUGUAGAUUUAUAUGAACUGUUUAUGCAUGUACCAGUAACUCCAGAUCAAAAAGAUUCCCAGAUGGCCUUGAUCAAAGACAGAACACAGAAUUAUGACUCCCUUGGUGCUGUUGUGAACGUGGAGUGCUGCCCACAGAAGAUGGCACACAGAGAGCCGAGAGGAGCUCUAAGGAUUCAGGGCUGCUCCUCCCAGCUUGUGGGCAGAUGGAAAUGUGGGGCAGCCGGAGCUGAGCCCUUGGCACAUGUAGAAAAUGUGGAGAAGGAUGUCUGUCUUCUCAAAUUCUACCUUGUUGGCAACAAGCUGAGCAGGGCUGACAUUCACCUGGUUGAACUUGUCUACUCUGUUGAAGAGGUUGAUGCGAGUCUUUUGGCUGACUUGCCCCUGCUGCAGGCCCUAAAAACCAAAACCAGCAACUUGCCCAAUGUGAAGAAGUUUUGGCAGACUGGCAGCCAGAGAGGAAGUUUCCUAUUAUUCAGAAAAUGA